Messenger RNA from Amorphotheca resinae ATCC 22711, 1027 nucleotides. RefSeq lists its product as hypothetical. NCBI's taxonomy places the organism in Eukaryota, Fungi, Ascomycota, Leotiomycetes, Helotiales, Amorphothecaceae. The coding region runs from base 156 to 674 and encodes 172 amino acids. The record is from RefSeq and is a predicted model, not a curated record. The transcript has a single exon.
CGGAGUCAUACGCAGCAGGAAUGCUCUGGGCCAUGGGGCAGAGAAGGCUUUGCACGAUGAUGUGUCUCGCCGUGGCCUGUUGGCAACUUGGUAGUGCUGCAGAUUAUUGAUUGGAUGGCGCUGCCCCCCAGACGCUGCUGCUCUGGGGCAUCCCAAUGCAGCAAAAUGGAGAAUGCCUACUUACCUACUUCCUUAUGCACCCUCUUGCGCGUUGUUCAUUCAUAGGCAGGGGCCCAAUAAUACAGAAACUUCUGAUGGUCGUUCCCACCUGCACGUCGCCGUUGUCGAUUGGCCGCGAGGUCGAAACGGUGAGGCUUGGGGGGAAGGUCUCGGAAGCCCUUCGAUUUUUUUCUUAUUUUCCUGUUUCUUUGUCUUGCCAGGAUGGAUCAACCAUGUCCUGCCGCCCUAUGAGGCUGAUAGAGACGGCCCGGCUACUUCGUUCGGAUCCGGGGAGUCGUGAAAGAAGGGAAAGAAAGGGGUUGAUUGUUUCGAUUGUUCACACCCACAGCUGGCCCAGUGGCUCAGGUCAAAGACAGUCGGGUGUAUUCCACCACAGGAUCAGCCGAGACUGGGGGGAAGGGAGGGGAGAGAACUACUGUGUCCGGACGACACUGUACACAGGAGAGGAGGUAUUGUAUGGAGUACAAAAGCAAAACAGCACAGGGCGAAGGUGAUUGGUCGGGCGGUUGAUUGAUUGCUUCCCUUCGAUGGCCCUUCUAGACGUCGACGAUACAGGGCACAAUACUGUUGUUGUCCGGAGCAAUAGCAUGAAUUGUUCUAGAGCGUACCUACGUACCUAGCGUCGGAAGGAGCUAGAAGAGGGAGGUUGGAAGAGUCUCUCUGGUUCGAGUCGUCGAUUCGUGUGUGCAGAUCCUUGUCUGUGGCAGCAGGCGUUUCGCGUAUCGCGUACUGAGCGUCAGAUGGCAGGAAUCGCGGGCAUCGAGGAAUUGAAUGGACACGGGAGCAGAAUAUAAGAGAGGGACACGGUCAAGAAGAGCACACAGAGAGCAUUAAGAGAAGAAAGCAG